AAUCACAUUCAUCGCAGAUCUGAAAUUCGCAACGAGCUGGCCGGCGAUCUCGCCAUGGAUGGUUGCAGAGCUGUCCUUACUGGAGACAUGCAAUGUCACGAGGCGACGAUGAGUAACAGCAGCUGCGACUCUGAUCAUCUUCACCGCGAGAGGGGAGAGCAAGGCUUGAUCAGCUCGCAGCUUCAGCAGCAGCUGGAACAGAUCUACAUGCUGAUGGACAUGGAGCUAGAGCAUGAGCUGCACCUGCACCACAACGUGCCACCGCAGGGCUGUAGCCAGCGGCAGCUGUCGUCGCCGUUCCUGCCUUUCGCCGUCAGCUCCGAUGUGACCUCGUCGCCCGUGCUCACGUCGUCGAGCACCACAACCUUUUGUCAACAGCCAGCCGAGGCCUCACCCUCACCCCUGGACACGCCAUUUUCCCCACUCCCCUACAGCUACUCUGACACGAUCCCGGACCUGGAAGAGAUCAUGAGCCGACCACGGCACAAGGACGGCCAUGCGGAGUCCGGCACCAGUGCAUUCAGGCAGUACGUCCGGCACCUCCGCCCCAAGAAGAAGCUAAAGCAGGGCGGCUGCGGGCAGAGGGCGAUCAAGACGGCCAUGUCGGUCUUGGCGAGAAUGCACAGCUCUAGGCUUUCCCAGUGGCAGAGGCAGAUCUCCUCGACGGAGAUGGCGGCGGCAGUGCCGUCCGACGAGAGCAAAAACAUCCAGCUUCUGCACGUCCGGUCGGAGCGCAAGCGCCGUGAGAAGAUUAACGACAGCUUCGAGGCUCUCAAGAAUGCGUUGCCCCCUUCCUGCUGCAAGCGAGAUAAAACAUCCAUACUGAUGAGGGCAAGGGACUACAUAAACUCUCUCAAGUCCAGGGUGUCUGAGCUUGAGGAGAACGGCAAGGUACUAGAAUCACAGCUAUGCAGUAGCCGAGGAGACAACGGAGGACCAUUGCCGUAAUGCCAUGGAUGCUGGAGCUAGUAGAAUAGAACCCUGCAGCGUCUGAAACAGGUAUAUAUGGACACAGAUUGCUCCAGGAAAGGCUUCUCAAUAAUCCGCCAUAACGUUGCAGUUGAAGAAAAUGUUUUGGUCUAAUAGAGUAAAUUAGACAUACAUGUGCCAUUUAAAUUUAAAGGUAUCUUUGUAAACUGUAUUAUUACUUUCUUUUUAAAUGCCAAUGAAAGAUACAAUUUAAGGUUU
Messenger RNA from Zea mays, 1188 nucleotides. Its product is annotated as putative transcription factor bHLH041. The coding region runs from base 55 to 948 and encodes 297 amino acids. The transcript has 4 exons. NCBI's taxonomy places the organism in Eukaryota, Viridiplantae, Streptophyta, Magnoliopsida, Poales, Poaceae. The record is from RefSeq and is a predicted model, not a curated record. Gene Ontology annotation, molecular function: protein dimerization activity.